Molecule: messenger RNA, 546 nt
Organism: Nanorana parkeri
Lineage: Eukaryota; Metazoa; Chordata; Amphibia; Anura; Dicroglossidae
Gene: ADI1
Product: acireductone dioxygenase 1
Exons: 4
Coding region: 7-546 (179 amino acids)
Molecular function (GO): acireductone dioxygenase [iron(II)-requiring] activity
Source: RefSeq, a predicted model, not a curated record
GUCAGCAUGGUGCAGGCUUGGUACAUGGAUGACUCUGAUGUGGAUCAGAGGAGAGAACACCGGCUACAGCCGGACCAGCCAGUGUCACCAGAGGAGCUCAGAGAACUGGGAGUGCACAGCUACAAGUUGGAUGCCGAUAAUUAUGAAAGUGAUCCAGAGCUGGCCAAGAUCCGCAAAGACAGUAAUUACACAUUCAUGGAUAUAAUCACCAUACAUAAAGACACGCUGCCCAAUUAUGAGCAGAAGUUGAAGAUAUUCUACGAGGAACACUUGCACUUGGAUGAUGAGAUCCGCUACAUCCUGGAGGGAAGAGGUUACUUUGAUGUAAGAGACAAGCAGGACCGAUGGAUCAGAAUAGCCAUGCAGAAAGGAGACAUGAUCACUCUUCCUGCCGGCAUCUACCACCGCUUUACACUGGAUGAAAACAAUUACGUGAAAGCAAUGAGACUGUUUGUUGGAGACCCGGUCUGGACCCCGUAUAACCGCCCUGCAGAUGAUUUGAAGGCUCGAACACAAUAUCUUCAGUUUCUGGAACUAGAAGCAUAG